Messenger RNA from Lepisosteus oculatus (spotted gar), 1981 nucleotides. The record is from RefSeq and is a predicted model, not a curated record. NCBI's taxonomy places the organism in Eukaryota, Metazoa, Chordata, Actinopteri, Semionotiformes, Lepisosteidae.
GCCUGUAUUGUAUCCACUUGGAAACUCGAAACAGCGACUGAUGAGAAGAGAACAAAACUGGGGAUAUCACCUGUUAGUGUGGGGGCCCGUACGCGGAGGGUCAUUACACUGGGUGCGAGGGGCAGAUGGCGGAUAUUAACCGGCUCUGCUCUCCAGUGGCGGUGUAUGAGGAGGAUGUGAAGGAGAACCCAGUUACAGCGCAGAGGAAGAGGGAAAGUCAACAGGAAGCGACCCGGUCCCCAGUGUCUUGCCUGGUGGGCACCAUAGGGAAACUAAAUAAGAAAAUCACUCAUCUACAGCUUGAUCUACAGCAGUACGGUAAAAGGCCGGUCACUUUUAAUGGAUAUGAAAGGCCAAAGGGGCAGAUGGGCUUCACUCCUGAAUCAGAGGUGAAUGAGAAGGUCCGAUGCCAGGUACUCAAGUGCAAAGAGAGAGAUGAGAAGGACUUGCAGGAGAUCUCACAUGUCUCCCCAGAACAUCCGUCGCAUUCCCUGCAGCUGGACAGGCAACACAAGGGCAACUCGUGUCUUGAAAAGAUGGAAAAAGACAAACCCAAGCUGGUGGAACUUCAUCAAUAUCCUGGCUUUUCUAAUGAAAUGCCAACACUACUGCCAAACAACAUAACCCUCGACACUAUCAUCUCUCGAGUGAUGAAAGCCCAGAGUCAUCUGGCCAGAAAACAUAGAUGCCAAGCAGAAUUUCGGAGUCUCUUGGCCUUGCCAGUCAUGGAGUACUUUCUGCUGGAUUCCUUCUGGUUUAUCUUUCUUCAAACUUAUCAGCCUGAACAAGACUCUCAGGAUCAGCUGUUUUCACGACUUUCAGAAAAUUACAUCCAGCUUCUGACCCAUUGUUUGUUCUCCCGCUAUGGUGACAUUUUCUUGAAGGAGUUCCCCAGCACUCUGUGUCAGAUACUGUACUGCUGCUUCUGCUGCUGUUUUCCUCAGUCCUGCAGCACCUUUCACUGUGACACCUUUCUCUCGCAGCUGUGCAAUACUGCCUACCAGUGGAUUGGAGGUACCCGACCCACCCCUGGGGUCUUCAGCCAGUGGGAUUUCUCAUCUCUGGAGCCCGAGGAAGCGCGGAAGGUGGAGCUGAUGUCUGGGAGUGACAAGAACAAGAAGACGAAGGGAUCAAGUUUGUCUUUCCUGGAUGCUUACUCGUCCAGCUCCUGUGUGCCCUGUCUUCCAUCAUGCAGUCGUCACCCUAGCUUCACAGCGGCACGGUUCAAAAGCAGAAGUUCCCCUUUUUCUGCUAGCAUUCCUAGUCUUGCAAGUGUGCACUCCAAAGGCUUGCAGGAAACCCGCAGCUAUGUUUCCAUUACAGCAGAUCCUGCUGAUGUCCAGAACAAAAAGGUUGGGGCAGAAUUGAUGGUUUUCUCUUCAGAGGCUGAUGGGACCUAUUACCACCCUAGGAGAGAGUCCCACCCUGCCUGUCCUGGGCCAUAUUUCAAGAGAUGCACCUUCAACCUUUGGGGCCACAGCCCUCUGAUGCAGUUUUACCUUCAGAGACGCCAAGCAGACACACAGGCAGGCCUGGACUUCCUGGUGCAGAGAUCAGAGAUUCAUCAACUUCCUCCAGCGGACUCCAGCACAUACUGGGAGAUCGUGUGCCAGGCUCACCAGCAAAUACAGGCUCAGAGGAGAGUUAUUGGAGCCCUGCGGUCACAACAAGCACGAGACCUGGCCAGCAUGCAUCGCAAACAGCUGUCAGAGCGGCACGAGCUCUUUAGGAAGGAGAAGAAAUUACUGUCUUGUAAGCGCACUGUUAAAAGAAUGUGUCAGCUUUUGGUCCCAGAUAAAAAAAUGAAUGAACCGGUGAAGACAAAGUCAGAAGUCACCCAGGCAUUUGAAGCCGCGCUCCUGGCCCAGGACUGACGUGUACGUCUGGGGCAUGCUGGGAAAGCAUUCCUGAGCAGCGCUAGUAACUAUGAAGAAAGCAAGCCGCAAUGAACGUUCAUUUAAAUAAAUAAGAGUGCCCCUUC